GGAAAUGAUUUGAGAAAGAUCCUCCUCACACGCUACUAUGGAAAUCAAAAGCUUCUCUCCAAGUCGGAGCUCGGGAGUGGAAACAGCUCAUCUGGCGGCUUUGUCAAGCCUUCAUCCGGAGGAGGUUCCCCCAUGCUGGACUCUGACAAACCCUGCAGCAGUGUGAUGGAGAUUCAGUGUCUCCUGGACAACGUCGGCACAUCAGAGCUCGUGAUCGACCUCAUCGUCAACACAAAGAACGACCGAGUGUUCGAGGAGAGCAUCCUAUUGGGCAUCGCGCUUCUGCAGGGCGGAAACACACAGAUACAGAACUCCUUCUACAGCCAGCUGUACAAGCAGAAGAAGUCCGAGGGGUUCUUCAAGGUUUUCUACGACCGCAUGCGUCUCGCACAGCAGGAGAUCCGAGCCACCGUGUCCGUCAACAUGUUCGAGCUGAGCUGCAGGAAAAGGGACGACGAUGGCGACGUCAGCGGCGUCCGGUUCAAGAAAGGAAAAGACUCGGGGCUUCACAUAAGGGAGGACAUGCGUGGGCAGCUGAAAGAGGCCUCAUCGGUGACCUCAAAGGCCUUCUGCGCCUUCAGAAGGGAGCUGGAUCCAGACCUGGAAGGCCUCGGCCAGAACAGCGAGUUAAUUGGGGCUGACGAGGCUCCGGAGGAAACACAAAUGAGCCCGGCCAUCACCAUCAUGAAACCGAUCCUGCGUUACCUGCAGCUGCUCUGUGAGAACCACAAUUCAGACCUGCAGAACUUUCUGCGCAACCAGAACAACAAGACAAACUACAAUCUGGUGUGUGAGACUCUUCAGUUCCUGGACUGUAUCUGCGGGAGCACCACCGGAGGUCUCGGGCUGCUCGGCCUUUAUAUCAAUGAGAGCAAUGUGGACCUGGUGCGCCAAACCCUGGAGACCAUCACAGAGUACUGCCAGGGACCCUGCCAUGAAAACCAGACGUGUAUAGCCAAGCAUGAGUCAAACGGCAUUGACAUUAUCAUAGCUCUGAUUGUCAACUCCAUCAACCCCCUGGAGAAGCAUCGUCUGGACCUGGUGCUGCAGCUCAAGAACAAUGCCUCCAAGCUCCUAUUGGCCAUCAUGGAGAGUCGCCAUGACAGCGAGAACGCAGAGAAGAUCCUGUACAAGAUGAGACCCACCGAACUGGUGGAUGUGAUGAAGGAAGCCUACGCUCAGAGUCUGGAGAGCGAGGAGGACGAGGACGGUGCUGGAGACCAGAUCAAGCCCAGAGACGUCGGACACAACAUUUACAUCCUGGCCCAUCAACUGGCACGGCACAAUAAGAUCCUGCAGCAGAGCCUGAGGCCGGGGUCUGUGUUGGGAACCGUGUGUGUGGUCGACCCCGACAGUGAAAAGGACGACGCCCUUCAUCACUAUGCCAACCACACAGCCCAGAUAGAGAUUGUGCGUCAUGACCGCACCAUGGAGCAGAUCGUGUUUCCGGUCCCUAACAUCUGCGAGUACCUCACAGAGGAGUCCAAGGUGCGAGUGUUCACCACCACCGAGAGAGACGACCAGGGCAGCAAGGUGAACGACUUCUUCCAGCAGUUUGACAACCUGUACAACGAGAUGAGGUGGCAGAAGAAGAUCCGCAAGAAUAAGGCUCUGUUCUGGUUCUCGAGACACAUCUCUCUGUGGGGGAGCAUCUCCUUCUACCUGGCCUGUCUGGUCAACAUCGCCGUGGCUGUGUUCUACCCCUUUGGUGACGAUGGAGAUGAAGGCACCUUGUCCCCGUUCUGGAAUAUCUCUCUGUGGGUGGCACUGGGGAUGUUCACCGCGUUACUUCCUGUCUUACCUAAGCCGUGGGGCAUCCUGUUCUUUCUGGUCUCCCUCAUUCUACGUGCCAUCUACACUAUGGGCCUCGCUCCCGCCCUGCUGUUGCUGGGUACUGUCAAUCUUUUCAACAAGUUGGUCUUUCUUGUGAGUUUUGUGGGCAACCAGGGGACGUUCACUCGAGGCUACAAAGCAGUCGUAAUGGACAUGCUCUUCAUCUACCAUCUGGGCUACGCUACCAUCUGCGUCCUGGGGCUCUUUGUGCAUGAGUUCUUCUUCAGCUUUCUGCUGUUCGACCUGGUGAUCCGAGAGGAGACGCUGCUCAACGUGAUCAAAAGUGUGACGAGAAACGGCCGCUCCAUCAUCCUGACGGCCGUUCUCGCCAUCUUCCUCGUCUACUUCUUCUCCAUCAUCGGCUUCCUCUUCUUCAAGAACGACUUCCGCAUGGAGGUGGACCACCUUCUCCCGCCAGGGGAAUUAUUGGGUAGCAAAGGAGUUCCUGGCACAUGUGUGAAAGAUAGCUGCCCUGAUGCAACACCAGAUAAAGACGACAAGAUAGAGCGCGUGUGCGACACUCUGCUCAUGUGUAUCAUCACAGUGUUAAACCAGGGACUCCGUAAUGGAGGAGGUGUGGGAGACAUUCUCAGGAGACCCUCCAACCAGGAGCCACUGUUUGCAGCGCGGGUGGUUUAUGACCUGCUGUUCUUCUUCGUCGUCAUCAUCAUCGUUCUUAACCUCAUCUUUGGCGUCAUCAUCGACACCUUCGCUGACUUGAGGAGCGAGAAACAAAGGAAGGAGGAGAUCCUGAAGACCACCUGCUUCAUCUGUGGUCUGGAAAGAGACAAGUUUGACAACAAGACAGUGUCCUUCGAGGAGCACAUCAAAUCUGAACACAACAUGUGGCACUACCUUUACUUCCUGGUCCUGGUGAGGGUGAAGGAUCCGACAGAGUACACCGGCCCUGAGAGCUACGUGGCCCAGAUGAUCGCGGAGAAGAACUUGGAGUGGUUCCCCAGGAUGAGAGCCAUGUCUCUGGUGAGCAGCGAGGGAGACAACGAGCAGAACGAGAUGCGCUCUCUGCAGGAGAAGCUGGACAGCACCAUCACUCUGGUGAUGCAGCUGUCAGGCCAGCUGUCUGAGCUCAAGGAAAAGAUGACAGAACAGAGGAAGAACAAGCAGAGGCUUGGGUUUCUGGGUCCUCCUCAGCCCAACCAUCACGUCCCGAGCCACUGAGAGGCUCCAACAGGACACAGUGAUGGGACCAGAGGAGUGUGGGUGAACACCACAUGAGAGAGCCAAGACACACAGAAACUUCAGAACAAUACAAGAACUACAAGAACAUUUAAGAGUAGUUCAAGACGGACAGUUUUAACACGGUGCCUUUACUAUGACACAAACCCGUUCUGUGCCUUCAGAAUCCCUUUAUUGACCGUCUGUACACACCCCUACAGAGGAAGUGAGUGACUGGCCCGGCACGGCACACAUCUACCAGUGUAGUGCUCGAGUGCCAGAGAGAGGUCGAGGGUUGUUAAGGGGCAAGGUUAACGGUUAAGUGCUGUCAAGUCUGUGGACGGCCGUCUCUCCUCGGCUGUCUCAGCGCCGACGUGUCAGAGAGCGAGGCCGACCGACCGCACAGCCUGGUGCUGAACAGAGAAGUUCGAGAAGUGUGUGUGUGCCAACAUAAAGUAUUCUCCCCUUUAUGUUUUCAUUCUCUGAAAGUAUUAUAGAGAACACUUUCAAUUCAUAACUGGAGUAUUAUUUUUUUGCCUUUUUUGAAAAAACAACCAUGCUGCCUUACUCGUUAACUUUUAUAAACCUACAACUGCUAAUAGUUCUCUUUUUUAAAGGAAACAGAUGAAAGCUUCUAACUGGAAACAUGGUUAAAUAUGUGGGUAUUCAUUUAGCAUGCUUAGUGUUUAUAAAUUGCCUUCACUGCAUCAUCUCAGUUCCCUUUUACAGAUUUAUAUAAGUGACAUAAAUGUGAAUAGAAAUAAUAACGACCUGUGCAGAACUUACUUGAAGAUUCUUUUUUUUAAUUUAAAUCUUACGUCGGUACAAAGUGUAGUGAUGACUGAGGAUGGGAAGCUCAUACUGUAAUGUUUAACUAUAUCUGCUCGUAUCAUCUUCUUCCUCUACUGUUUUUUUUUUAACUUGUCAAUCAUCCUCACGUGUCUCUCUUGGAGUGCGAUUGAUUGUUUAGUGUGUACUUCUGUUUUAAACUUGCACAAACUCAACGGCAGAAUGUGAUUCUAACUGUCCUGUGACACUUCCUGUUUCAGUAUAAUGUAUAGAGAGAUGUGUUUUUAUGUGGUCUGGUGUAAUAAACGUGUAAAAACAA
Molecule: messenger RNA, 4117 nt
Organism: Labrus bergylta (ballan wrasse)
Lineage: Eukaryota; Metazoa; Chordata; Actinopteri; Labriformes; Labridae
Source: RefSeq, a predicted model, not a curated record